GCACCAAACAAAGAUCACGCAAUUGUUCCUUUGAGGAUUCUGCAACUCAUGAACGAAAACGACCACGCAGUAAUUCCUCUAGAGCUUCUGCAACUAAGAAAAUCGACUCCAGCGAUAUCGAAUUCAGUGGAUCAAUUGACCAGUGCAAAGCAGAGCAAGGAUCCAGAAAGCAACUGUUGUUUGUGUGAAAAAGAAUUAGGUUUGUUUGAAUAUGAACAUUAUUAAAAAUUUUUUCUAUGGUCCAGAGCAAAUACGAAAAUUGCCUAAGGCUUUCAAUGGAAAGCUUGAAAGCAUAAAAAGAAGUAUCCUCUACGAUUUCCAUUCAAAAAUAGAUCAACUGAAUCGUUUAUUGCAAACAACCGAUGAUUCUCAACUUGAAGAAGCUUUACAAGGAAGAGAGAUACUGCCACCUUUCCCUACAACUAAGUUGGAAGAUUUUCUAACUUUUGAAAAGGAUCUUACUGAAGUUCCUGAGGUGACUGCAGCUUUCAACUUAUUAGACUUUUCUACAGCUACAAAUGCAGUUCUGCCAAUGAUUAUGAUGAAAGCUGUACAAAUGGAAUAUAGUGCCUUUGGUCGUAAAAGCAAAAAUCCAUCGAAACUUAAUUUUUCUCGGACGAAUGUGUAUUCUAUGAUAAAAGAGAUUAUGCUUCAGAAAUAUCCUAAAAUAACCGUUAAGUACUUCAACAGGGAACAGAGGAGGGGCAAGAUAAUGUCGUUUAAAUACUUAGGCAUUCUUAUCGCAAUUUUGGUGCAACGUGGUAGUCAGUCCUGUCUCUGCAAUGGAGACAGUGCUGCCGAUACUGCGCCAGUACUGACCAUCAGUUCUGUGCCAGUACUGAAGGCACAGUACUGGCCCAGUACUGCCCACCAGUUAGACCAGCAGUAUUUUGCCCAGUACUCGCUAACGGUUGGCUGCAUGACUGGGAUGUUAAAAAUUAACAUCCAAUCUUAUUGUGCUAAGUUCCUGAAAUGGUAUGAAAUGAUGAAAAACAAAAAUUGA
Belonocnema kinseyi is the source of this 1003-nucleotide messenger RNA. RefSeq lists its product as uncharacterized. The transcript has 5 exons. The record is from RefSeq and is a predicted model, not a curated record. Lineage: Eukaryota; Metazoa; Arthropoda; Insecta; Hymenoptera; Cynipidae. Bases 212 to 1003 code for a protein of 263 amino acids.